Acanthoscelides obtectus is the source of this 2252-nucleotide messenger RNA. Lineage: Eukaryota; Metazoa; Arthropoda; Insecta; Coleoptera; Chrysomelidae. The record is from the annotation of a GenBank genome assembly.
UUACAAAAUAGAAACGUUUGAUAUCUUAAACAACAAUACGAAAUAUAUAAAGAAAAAAAUUCAUACUCGUGCAUAUCAUUUGAUUCUUGUUAGACGAUAACAAGGUAGGUUUUCCAUCUUUUAUGCCAUUAUGUAGAUUUUUGCUUGUACGGAUGAAUAGACAGUAACUGUUAGCUAUCACUUUUCGGAUUUGGUAAUCUUUCUUUUUUUAAAUUUGGAAUUCUUCACAUUUGGUUUUUUCUUUAGCUACCUCCACUAACAUGUCGGAUAGUAGUAAAUUUGAUUCCCUCGUGAAAAGCUUAUAUAACGAGAAUUUAGUUUGAACCAUCUGAAACAUUAUGUACUCAGACUUGUAAAAAAAUUGGGCGAGGCUUGGUAAUUUUUCAAUUCGUAGAAUAAUGGGACUUUGCAUAAGAUUGUGGAUUUUCGGUUUCCAAAAACAUGAUUAUAUAGUUAUUGAUGAUUCACGAAUUCAUGAUAAAGAUAUAAGAUAUUUGAAAAAAAUGAUUCAAGAUAGGAUACUUGUCCCUAAUAGAAAAAUGAUCGCAAAGCUCCUUUUAUUCACCGUGGGGCUCUUGUACGUGGAAGCCCAGAUACAGAACAGUUGCGAGUUAAUCGAAUGGACCGGUGGACACUUCGACUGGCCAAAUGAGGCUACAAAGAGCAUCUACAGAUCGUCUGGCCGCUACAUCCCCAGAAAUGUGAUUGCUACCAGAGCCCAAAUCUACAGAGACUGAAGUAUUUGUGGCUCUUCCCAGGUACAGACCUGGAGUCCCUGCCACUUUGGCAAGAGUAAACCUUAGAGCGCAACGCGGAUGCGAAGCAGUCCUUGAGCCAUACCCGUGCUGGGCAGCUCAAGAAGAAGGCGACAGCACCGCUCUACAGUCUGUUGUAGAUAUCUACCUAGAUGAAAACCAAAUCCUGUGGGUGCUUGAUACCGGAGUGGUCAACUCUCUGGAUUGCCCAAUCCGUAAGGCAGCACCUAAGGUCGUUGGUAUCAACAUCCUCACCCAGAAGAAGGUCAAGACAGUAGAUCUGUGCGGUCUGGUAGUUCCUGCUUCUAGAUUGCAAUAUGUCGUGACUGAGUACGCUCCUGACGGUAGACCUUUCGUUUACGUAAGUGAUGCUGCCACUCGCUCAAUCCUGGUAUUCGAUGUAGCUGGCAACAAAGGAUACCGAGUCGUCCUUCCAAACGCAGUAGCUGGAAGUAGGAGAGACGUCUUGUACAUCGCUCUGAUCCGCAAACCUUUAUCCAAUUUCUUGCUCAUCACCUACCUGUCUGGAUCCAGGUUCUUCCAGAUUAAGACCGACUUCUUAAGAGCGGGUUGUGCUGCUGGCAAAAUCCAAGACAUCGGAGCCAAGGGAUCCAAACUGGUUGUCCUGGGUACCGACAACGGGUCAGCUCUAUUCUUCAGAUACGAAGGCAGUCCAGAAGUCUACAGAUGGGAAGUUGGAACCAUCCUUAAAUCAUCUCAAGUGGUGUACAAGUCCCCAGAAAACUACCUGACCACCCAGGCAUUCCCAGAUGUUUCCAGGAAAAGGAUUCGUGUCCUGGAGAGCAACUUCCAGGACUUCUUGAAGAACACCGUAGGCUGUGGAGCUUCCCAAAGAGUAGCAAUUAUGAUCAGCAACCUUCCUCAACCUCAUGCUACCUGUUAAAUACAAUAAACGAGCUUUUUAAGUUUCAUUCUCUGUUUUAAUGCAAUACCCAACACAAUCAAAGAAUCCCAAACUAAAUUUUCUUGGAUCUGAAGGUCUUAUUUGAACCUGAUAUUGAAAUUAUUACAUAGUAUUACAGAGUGUUGGCGAAAAAGUGGUGGGCAAAUCCACGUGCUAAAAUGAAGGAAUCAAUAGCAAGGCUUGUUAUCAAAGAAUCUGUUAACAAUGAUUGUAGCUGGAUUGACGAGGGAGCGGUGGGGAUAGAGAUACCGAUUCGCCUUCCCAAACGCUGUCGCUGGAAGCAAGAGAGACGUUUUGUACAUAGCUCCAAUCCGCAGGCCUACAUCCAACUUCUUUCUGACCACCUACUUGUCUGGACUCAGAUUAAGACCGACUUCUUAAGAGCGGAUUGCGCUGACGGCAAAAUCCAAGGCAUCGGGGCGAAGGGACCCAAACUGGUUGUCCUGGGUACCGACAAUGGGUCAGUUCUAUUCUUCAGACAUGAAGACAGUCCAGAUGUCUACAGAUGGGACAUUGGAGCCAUCCUAAAAUCAUGUCAAGUGGUGUACCAGUCCCCAGAAAACUACCUGACC